Melospiza georgiana is the source of this 3789-nucleotide messenger RNA. RefSeq names its product scavenger receptor class F member 1 (gene SCARF1). Gene Ontology annotation, molecular function: scavenger receptor activity. Bases 1 to 2613 code for a protein of 870 amino acids. NCBI's taxonomy places the organism in Eukaryota, Metazoa, Chordata, Aves, Passeriformes, Passerellidae. The record is from RefSeq and is a predicted model, not a curated record. The transcript has 11 exons.
AUGGAGAGCGCCCGGCCCAUCCUGUGCCUGCAGCUGUGGCUGUGGGUGCAGAGCUCUGCCCAGGAGCUCGACCCUGAGGGCAGGAACGUCUGCAGGUUCGCGGCCGGCCCGCAGUGCUGUCCCGGCUGGAGGCAGGAGGGGAGGGCGUGCACGGUCGCCGUGUGCGAGGGGGAGGACGCCUGCAGAGAGGGCGAGGUGUGCGUGAAACCCGGGCUGUGCCGCUGCCCACCCGGCUUCUUCGGAGCAGACUGCAGCUCCCGCUGCCCCGAGCAGUACUGGGGCCACGACUGCAAGCGGAGCUGCCCGUGCCACCCCAACGGGCGCUGUGACCCCGCCAGCGGCCGCUGCACCUGCGACGCCAACCACUGGGGAAGGCUGUGCCAGUUCCCGUGCCAGUGCGGCCCCCACGGCCGCUGCGACCCCCUGAGCGGCGCCUGCCACUGCGAGCCGGGCUGGUGGGCACCCAACUGCAAGAAGCAAUGCGCCUGCAACCCCUCCACGUCGCAGUGCGACCCCCUGAGCGGGCUGUGCCGCUGCCAGCCGGGCUGGUGGGGCCGGAGGUGCAGCUUCAAGUGCUCCUGCAACGUCUCGCCCUGCGCGCAGGAGACGGGCAAGUGCGAGUGCCUGCCUGGCUACUGGGGACCGGCGUGCCAGCGGCGCUGUGACUGCGGGCACGGCUCCUGCAGCUCCGCCAGCGGCCACUGCACCUGCGAGCCCGGCUACCAGGGCAGGAGCUGCCGGGAGCCCUGCCCGGCGGGGAAAUACGGCCCUCAGUGCGUGCACAGCUGUGGGAGCUGCAAGCGCAGCCAGCCCUGCUCACCCGUGGAUGGUUUCUGCCUGGCCUGCCAGCCCGGCUGGAACGGGACCCUCUGCAAGGAUCCCUGUGCUCCUGGAUUCUAUGGGGAUGGCUGCCUGCAGCCGUGUCCCCGCUGCCUGCACGGGGAGCCCUGUGACCCCCAGACCGGGUCCUGCCUGCGCUGUGACCCCGGCUGGACAGGACCCAGCUGCAACAGCUCCUGCCCUGUGGGCACCUUUGGUGAUGGCUGCCAGUUCCUCUGCCCUGAGUGUGUUUCAGGGAGCUGUGACCCUGUGACAGGAGUUUGCAUCUGCCAGGCAGGCUACUGGGGAGACAGCUGCAACAACACUUGUCCUGAGGGCUAUUUUGGAGUGAAUUGUUCCUCACCCUGCCAGUGCUCCCGGGGGACCUGUGACCCUGUGCAGGGUGACUGUGUGCUGAGUUUGAAGGACCAUGGAGCCCUUGCAGCUGCCAUCCUUGUCCCUCUCCUGCUGCUGCUGCUCUGUGUUGCCUGCUGCUGCUGUGGUGCCGGCUCAGCAGAUGCCAGAGACAGGGCAGCUGUGCCAGAUGAUGGUGUGCUGGCCAGGAUGAAGCACCACGUGCAGGGGGUGUUGGCCAACCUCAGUGCUCUCAUGCCCUGCUUUAACCUGGGCACCUCAAAACUUCCCAAAGUCACAGUUUCCCACCACGACAUGGAAAUCCCCUACAACCCCAGCUUCAUCGAGCCCCCAUCAUCUGCGUGGGUUUCAGACAGCUCCUUCUCCUCCUUCGACACCGACAACGAGGGACCCGAGUACUCCGUCCCUCCCAGAGAAGGCAUCCCGCUGCUGGGCGGGGCUGAGCUGCAGGACGGAGCAUCCCCCGCUGCCGAGGCGCUCCCGGACCCGUCCGCCUUCGACUCCGAGGAUGUCUCGCAGCCCUUCGCCAUCCCCCGCACGUCCAGCAUCGCCAAGGCCAAGCGUCCCUCUGUGUCCUUCGCCGAGGGGACAAAAUUCGGGGCUGCCGAGACGCCCAGCCCCAGCAGGAAGCCCAAGGCUCCGUGGGGCCCAUCCAGGCUGACCCCACCGCCGGGGGAUGCGGCGGCCGAGCCGCCCAGCGAGAGCCCGGCCAGCGAUUGCUACGAGAACGCCGAGCCCCUCAGCAAGGGGGACGAAAGCCACCGGCCAUCGCCCCGGGCCACGCCGGGGGGACGCCGCAGGGUGGUGUCCAGCACCAGGCAUGUGGCGCAGAGAGUGGAGGCGCUGGAAGCGGCUGCGAGAUGCGGCAGCUGGGAGGCCAAGGGGAAGGAACACAAUGUCACCACCAUCUACAUGAUGGUGGGAACGGCAGGGCACGACCCCAAAGCGGAGGGGACUGGCGAGGGACCGGUCCAGGCUGUGCUGAAGCGUCUGGGCAGCUUGCAGAAGGGCAAGUGGGCUGCGAAGGAGGAGCCCAAGCUGAGGAGGAGCAUGGAGGCCAUCCAGAAACCCCCUCGCCGGGCUCUGGCGCAGCGCAGGGACUCGGAGAACAGCUGCAAGCAGAGGGAGAGUGUGCCGGGGGCUCCCGCCGAGCCAGCCCCGGGCAAGCAGCAGCAGCAUCCCGCUGCCAAGAGACUGUCCCUCCUCCUCGCAUCCCUCUCGUCAAAAAGCACCGGUGCCCAGGACGGGGCCAGCGAAACGGCAGAGAAGGGGGAAAGCCCGGAGUUAGCUGGCAGCCUGGAAAGGAAGGGACAGGCUGCCGCGGAGGAAGAGCCGAAAUACGAGAACGUGGCCAGCAGCGGUGCUGAUUCGCCCUCCGGCCCCGGCAAGGAGCUGCCGGGCAGCGCUCCGGGCUCCUGAGCCGGCACCGCCCGGGCUGGGGCCGCGGGAGCACCGGGAGCUCCUCCAGCCCCGGCCUGGGCAGCCGAGCAUGCUCCGAGCUGGGAACUGGAGAAGCAUCGAGCCCUCCUGGUGACCCUCUCUGCUCUGGAGCAGUGAACUGGAGGAGCAUCGAGCCUUCCCGGUGACUCCCUCAGCUCCAGAGCUUGGAACUGGAGGAGCAUCGAGCCCUACUGGUGAACCCCUCAGCUCUGGAGCAGUGAACUGGAGGAGCAUCGAGCCCUCCCGGUGACCCUCUCUGCUCUGAAGCAGUGAACUGGAGGAGCAUCGAGCCCUCCUGGUGACCCCCUCUGCUCUGGAGCUGUGAACUGGAGGAGCAUCGAGCCCUCCUGGUGACCCCCUCUGCUCUGGGGCCACAGUGGGGCAGCCGGUGGGGUUGUGGUGCUCAAGGACUGUUUUCUGCUCCUCGCUGCCCUACCAGCCCCGGGGGACAGCGAUGUUCUGGGUGCUGUGCUGGCACCCUCAAGCCCGUGUCACCGCUGGGCUGCUGAGUGCUCAGCUGGGAAAUGCGUGCACAAAAUCCACUCUCACCCCAUCGGUUUUCACCUUUCCCUGCCCCAAAUCCCCUGAGCCUCUUGCUGGAAAGGUGCUUCUCACUGAAGGGGAGCGUUUUAUGGAGCUGGGCUGAGGAGAGAUGAUGGGCUGUCACAAGCAGCUUCAGAGAAAAUUAAUUUUAGCUGCUUAUCUCAAAGGGUAUCUGGGUCUGCAGGGGUUUAUCUGUGUGGCUCUGCCUUCUGUGGCAGGGCCUGGCUGCCUUUGCUUCCACGUGGAAAAGCUCGUGGCAGGACACAGGGGGUAGUGACAGCCUUUUAAACUCCACACAGUUCCAAUCUGCAGUUGUGCAAACGUGGCAGCUGGGCAGUGACCAUCAACCUGUGCACCUGGUGCCGUGCUGAUAAGGAUGGAAGUUGCCUGGAAAAUGGGAUUUCCACGGGUGCCCUAAGCUCCUGCCACCUCCCACACCUCAUUCCUGCUGUGAAGGCAGCUGAGAUGCUAAAGAGGAUUUGCAGAGUGAUCUGGUUUUAGAUGUAUCUAAGUAGUAGAAGGUUUUUGUGUAUUUUUUUCUCUGUUAUUUCACUUGGUGUGAAAGCCUUGGAAUGAAAAUUAAAUGCCCUUCAGGAGAUGGGUUUCCCAGCC